UUUCACCCUCUGUAAUGCAAAAAACACCGACGGUCCCACACCGGUAAAGCAUUUAUUUUUCGCCUGUCUCCGGACUGCGCACCGAAACUCCACCGUGCCUUUCUUGCGAUUGCGACCUGAAUCCUUCGUCCUUGCUGCUGAAGUCCAUGUCCCCGCUUUUUCAAAUGCGUUGAAUUUGUCGUCGGCCACGCAAUGCUUAGCACCCUUUCACUCAUCAGACCCUUGCUAUUGUCUAAUGCCAGUUUCUUUGUGGCUUGUUCCGAUUUCUCUAUGCAGGCGUCUGACGUGACCCGCUGUGGUCUACGUGUCACCGACAUACACAAUAUCUUAACCGUCGUAUUCAACUCUUUUUUGUCUUAAUCAUAUUCAUUCCUGAAUUGCAAUUUCAUUUUUUUGCCAUCCCUUGUUCAGAGUAAAUGGAGGACGCACUUAUACAGUGUGUGAGGCUUUCGCUCUCAAACUUCCUCUACGAAAAUGCAACGUUUAUGGCGGAACGUCUUGUCGCUUGUUCGCGUCCCAGCCCUGAGCAGCUCCCGUCCGAAAAGGCACUCCACCUCCUAGCGACAUGUUAUUUGUAUUCAAACAAACCAAAUAAGGCAUACGAAGUGCUCAAGGGCUGCUGUUCGCCCAACAAUAGAUACCUGUUUGCUGUGUCAGCUAUUCGCUUGGGCCGUCUCCGCGAAGCUGCCCAGAGUCUGUGUCCAAAAAAAUUCAGCGCUGUUUCCAAGGAAGAUCCUUACCUCUCGGUGCCAAAUGGCGAAUAUGGCAUAUACUUGUUGGGAGUCAUUUCACAUCGACAAGGAAACCUCAGACAUGCCAUUUCACUGUACAAAAAAUCACUCGAGUUAAACCCUCUUAUUUGGUCUGCUUAUGAUGCGCUCUGCCAGUUAGGCGAAGACAUCGAGGCCGAGCGCUUCAUGGGGUACAGUGGUUCGGUCCUGUCGAAUCUGGACCGGUCUCCUCUGGGCAGCGAGUUUUUGGUGCCUAUGGCGUUCAAAGACAGGUCGUCGUCGUACAUGUUAGAACUUGAAAAAUCGAAGGAUGCCCUGACUCAUGCGCGCGUCACGCCAUUGAAGAGACCUUCGAAAAUCUUCCAAAGAAAGAGCGUCGCUGAGCCCUUGUCUGCUGAAAGGGAGUCUGGCUCCCUGAUGAAAAUUAGGACUUCGGGCUCGCCUGAACCAGACUCGUCUGAGAUAUUCAAAACGCCAUCUGUUUAUGACAUAGCAAAGAGGUUGACCGUUCCCGGUGUUUGUCCAGAUAGUCACCAGUCGUUACAGCAUUCAUUCAGUUCUUUUUCACCGGCAGCUGCUUCGCCCAAGACCGUUUUCAAUACAGUCGCCUCUAAACUGACGGCAUCGGGAUCGAAUUCUGACGCCGGCUACGGCAGCAAAGAGACCGUAAAUUCUAGUUUGACGCAAUCCGUUACGCCAGUCUAUACUACUCACUCGUGCCAACAACACUCAUUCGCCCCUACAAAGGCGGGCCCCGUUGUUCCUCGACUCCGAAAAAAACAAUUAAAGAGUCCGGCGUUUUUUUCUUCUAGCGCGGAUUCCUCGUUGUCUCUGAACGAGUCUGUAUCCUCCUAUUCGAGGCAGACUCCCUCUGGCCACGCGUUUGCGACUCCGUUGAAUUCUUUUUCACCAAAAAAAGCCCAUGAGUCGAGUGUCAGACCGAAAGCUGCAAACACCGCCUCCUCUUCUUCUGGCAUGGCUUUUCCUUCUCCCAACAUCAAACCCAGCAUCUACCCUUCUUCUGGCACUCAAGCCGCCCAGAAAAACGUAUCCGACUUCCGAUUCCUUUCUAAAAUGGAGGACGAACUUUCGAUGAAUUCGACUCCCAUUUUCGUGAGCAGUCUAGAGCAGACCGAGCACUCAUCCGUCUGCCAAGCCUCACCCAGCGGCAGUUGCGUGGACCCGUCCUUUUCUACCGACAACGCAAGCAUGCUGAGUUCGUUUGCUAACACUAAUUCUGUCUCCGUCUCAAGUGUAGCCGAUUUGCUUUCGCUUCUGUGCAUCAUUGGAAACGCCUAUCGGAUGCUCUGUCGGUACCGAAGCGACCGGGCGCUGGCCUACUUCCGACUUCUACCGGCGCAACAGCGACAGUCUCCGUGGGUUCUGGCUCAAGUUGGCAGAGCCUACUUUGAAAAGGCAGAAUACCACCAAGCUCUCGAGGUUUUCGAGACGCUUCGUCAGUCUGCGCGCCAUCACCUCGCGGGCCUCGAAUACUGUUCAACUAUCUUGUGGUAUUCGAAGAACACCGUACUUCUGAGCUACAUCGCCCAUGAUCUAAUUGACUUCGAUCCCUACGCUCCAGAAUCCUGGUGCUUUAUUGGAAACUGCUUUUCCCUUCACAAAGACCACGAAACGGCCCUUAAAUUUUUUCAGCGCGCAAGCCAAGUCGAUCCCACAUUUCCCUACGCUCACACUCUAGCCGCGCACGAGUACAUCGCAUGCGACGACUGGGACAAGGCCACCGAAUCGUUUCGAGAAGCUCUGCGCCUAGACCAACGUCAUUACAACGCCUGGUACGGUUUAGGCACCAUCUACCUCCGUCAAGGUAAACUAGAACACGCCGCCUACCACUUCUACAGAGCCAUUCUGAUCAACAGCCAGAGCUCGGUUCUGUACUGCUACGCCGGCCUGGUUCAAUACAUACUCGGCAACCUGAUCGACUCCCUGAAGUUUCUGCGUCAAGCCGUGUUCCUAUCUCCCGACAACACGACCGCCUCCUACUACCUAGCGCACUCGCUGCUCGCCUCGAACAAUCCCGGCGAAGCCGAAAGCAUCGUCGCUAACCUGAAAGAAAAGGCACCGAAUAGCGGCGCAGUUCACUUUUUAUCCGGGAGGAUUUACAAGUACAAAGGCGAAAAAUCGCGGGCGUAUCGCGACUUCAUUCUCGCCGAGGAGCUCGAUCCGAAGAUCGCUCCAUUCACCAAAAAAGAAAUCGACAGCAUGGACGAGUCCAUUCGAAAUUUUGACCUAUACGAACCUCCAGAAUUUUUAUAAAGCGCUUCUGUUCCUUUU
Molecule: messenger RNA, 3023 nt
Organism: Schistocerca gregaria
Lineage: Eukaryota; Metazoa; Arthropoda; Insecta; Orthoptera; Acrididae
Exons: 3
Coding region: 417-3005 (862 amino acids)
Biological process (GO): cell division
Molecular function (GO): protein binding
Source: RefSeq, a predicted model, not a curated record